CGAGAAGAGAACCCAAGAAGGCAUGCGUCUCCUCUAGAUCAUGUAUGGAAGUGCCAUAAUUCCGUUUACCCCAGCGUUCCCUACUAUGAACGAACGAAGUCCUCUCAUGCGCCUAUCCCGCGAACUGCGCGACAUCAUCUAUGAGUACGCGCUCUACGAGCCCAAAGGACUUUUCGUCUACAGAGAUCAAGAUUACAAGGCAACCUUUUGCUGCUCCAGACGCGAUCAUGCCGACUUCAACCAGCUGAAAUACGUAUGCCGGCAAUUAUAUCACGAGACGCACGGCCUCGAGCGGCGGCUCAACGAACUCGUACCCGCCGGGGUCUUCCGUACGGCUCCUAGGUCUGCUCAAGAUGCUCACAGAGACACGGUGGUUCGACAUUCGGCGCGUUCACUUGCGGGCCGUGCGCUUAGUCGGAAUGAGCCUAUCCCCCUCGACAGUUGAUCGUCUACUGGUGCUAGAUACACCCUCAGAUGACAAUAUUCGGGGAGUCUUCGAAAGCCCAAAACGUUUGCUAUAAGACUCCCAAAGACUUUAUUGUCAAGGUCCCAGGGUCUGAACCACUGACGAGCGCGUUCAGUACCAUUUAUUGUCCCGAAGCUUCGAUGAAUGCCCGGCGGUAUCUUCUGACUCUCCUGGAUCUGUCUUUGAGCUUGGUCACGCUUCCAUUUGCGCCAAACUUGUCUCACACGAUCAGAGUCAAACAUAAUGAGCGUGGUAUAAGCACGGAAUCCUAAGGCUUACCAGAGAAGCUGGUGCAAAUGCAGGAGGAGAAUGUGCGGCUGCGUGAGUGCUUUUCCGCGGCGAAAGCCCGAUGAAGACACCGCAGCGGACGAGGGCCAGGAAACGAAGCAACGGGGGGCGCAGCCGGGUUGUGGGUUGAAGAAUAUACUAUGCAUAAUAGUUAAG
This is a messenger RNA of Trematosphaeria pertusa, 910 nucleotides long. RefSeq lists its product as uncharacterized. The transcript has a single exon. Lineage: Eukaryota; Fungi; Ascomycota; Dothideomycetes; Pleosporales; Trematosphaeriaceae. Bases 41 to 445 code for a protein of 134 amino acids. The record is from RefSeq and is a predicted model, not a curated record.